AUGGGUGCCUCUUCAGGUCCUUCGCCUGAAUCAGUUCCCUCCUCGGCUCGGCUCGACCAUGCGCUCAAUUCACCCAAUCCAAACCAUGGAGUGACCCAAACCACUGAAUCAAUCUCGCGCUCGGAAGAAGAUGCCCCAUCGCCGCCGGACUUGUAUCCGUUCUUGUCCAAGUUCCUAUACCGCACUGAAGUCACCCAGUCGGACUUGUGGUUGAAGGACUUGGAGCUCUUGCACCAUUGGAUCAUAGAAGCCCACUAUACUUUAUCUCCGCGAGAUGACAUAAAGCAUGCGUGGAAAAUCGUGGCUCCGAAGGAAGCCAUCAAACACGCCUACCUAAUGCAUGAGAUGUUAGCCUACGCUGCAUUCCACAAGGCGCACCAACAACCCCGAGGCGAACGUCAAGAGUACUUUGAAUUUGGUAUCCAUCACCAGGACAAUGCUAUUCGAGGCAUCCGGGGAGAACUGCAACACAUUACACCUGACGAGGCCCCGUCCAUUGUGGCUGUCUCCAUGCUACUGACGUUGACCGUCUUUGCCUCAAUAGGCUUAGAGGCUGAGGUCAACCCCAGUCAAAUCUCACACACUGCCAUCGAAGGUGUCCUCAACUGUUUCAACCUUAUACAAGGCAUGGGAAACGUCCUUGCGUUAACAUAUGCGACAGUGAUAGACUCAUUCGUUGCACCGAUGAUGAGAGGCGCUUCGCAGCCUAACCCUUCGCAACCUAUGCUACAAGAGUUAGUGAAUCAAGUACCUACACUGGUCGCAUUUAUCCAGGAGAAAAGCGACCUUCCUGAGGAUGAACGAAGGAUAUUGCUCGAGGCCAUUGGUCAUUUCGAACCGGUGCUACAAAUGUCGAUGCACGCUCUGGUGGAUAAUCGGGAACUACGGUUCUUGUAUUGUUGGCCACUGCACUUGACCCCAGGAUACACCAACAUGGUGCGGCAAAGCCACUCAGGCGCACUGUCAAUCCUGAUGUAUUACACGACCAUGAUUUACGCAGGAGAACCACGUUAUUGGUUCCUGGAAGGAUGGGGUAACCGAUUGAUGAAAUCCUGCUACGAACUCAUCGACCGGAGUUGGCUGCCUUGUUUGCAAUGGCCCAUGUCAUUUCUUCCACCCGAAAUGGCCUCCAACCUGAAUUGGGACCUUCCACGACAAUCGCCAUUGAGAGCGCCUUGGACACGAGGGCCAACGAUCAGUAUACCCCAUAGGCAGCCACAACCACCUGGAUCCUCUACGUCUCGCGAAGGGAACUCAAGCUCUUCAAAUUACGGAUCGCCGGGAGAUCAUAAACCCUCUAUUGGUACAAAUGAGGCCUCAGCAAGCCGACGUCCGUCUGCCCAGAGCGACCAGACACAGAUAUGA
Molecule: messenger RNA, 1365 nt
Organism: Pyrenophora tritici-repentis Pt-1C-BFP
Lineage: Eukaryota; Fungi; Ascomycota; Dothideomycetes; Pleosporales; Pleosporaceae
Biological process (GO): regulation of transcription by RNA polymerase II
Molecular function (GO): DNA-binding transcription activator activity, RNA polymerase II-specific
Source: RefSeq, a predicted model, not a curated record